AUGUCUGGAGAAGUAGGGAGACUCUGGAGACUGGGCCAGGAGGCAGGCACCCAUCACCCAUCUCUCACUCUUUACCAUCACUAUGUUCAGGUGAUCUGUGGCCAAGAAGAACCAGGGAAAGGUGCAGAGCAACGUGAACCCAAGACCCAGGAGAGAGCUCAAGUGCGGAAGGUGAGAGGGCUGCUCUCUCCAAAGUCCCUGUUAACUCCAACCUUACUGCAGAACAUGACCCUUCUGGAGCUGGUGAGCAGCUCACAGGAGUUAUGGGAUAUCCUGGACAACCUGUCCGAGCGGGACCACGCUCCACACCCCAGAGGACAAAGGGACUUGGGGCCAGCCUCAGGCAAGCUUAAAAAGAUUUUUGGCUGGGGAGAUUUCUAUUCCAAUAUCAAGACAGUGAAGUUGAACCUCUUGAUCACCGGAAAGGUGGUUGAUCACGGCAACGGCACAGUCAACGUCUUCUUCCGACACAACUCUACCGGGCAAGGGAACAUCUCCGUCAGCCUCGUCCCCCCCACCAAGGCAGUGGAGUUUGACCUGGAGCAACAGAUCUUCAUCGAGGCCAAAGAAUCCAAAAUCUUCAACUGCCGCGUGGAGUACGAGAAAGUGGAUCGUGCCAAGAAGACCACGCUCUGCACUUACGACCCAUCUAAGACCUGCUACCACGAGCACACCCAAAGUCACGUCUCCUGGGUCUGCUCGAAGCCCUUCAAAGUCAUUUGCAUCUACAUCACCUUCUACAGCAUAGACUACAGGCUGGUGCAGAAAGUGUGUCCCGACUACAACUAUCACAGCGACGUACCCUACUACCCCUCGGGAUGA
Molecule: messenger RNA, 822 nt
Organism: Aptenodytes forsteri (emperor penguin)
Lineage: Eukaryota; Metazoa; Chordata; Aves; Sphenisciformes; Spheniscidae
Gene: NXPH3
Product: neurexophilin 3
Exons: 1
Coding region: 1-822 (273 amino acids)
Molecular function (GO): signaling receptor binding
Source: RefSeq, a predicted model, not a curated record